GACCAACCCGCGUACUGUGGCCUUACUACUCUCAUUAUGACCCUCAACACUCUAGGAAUUGAUCCUUGGAGGACCUGGAAGGGAGUUUGGCGAUGGUACGAUGAGCAUCAUCUCGGUGCAUGCUGUAUCGACUUGGACGAGGUUGCUUCUGAGGGUAUCUCCAUCGACACUUUCGCGUGCCUGGCGCGAUGUAAUGGUCUCGGUGCCCAUGUCUACAGACCUCCCAUUGUAA
This is a messenger RNA of Perkinsus marinus ATCC 50983, 232 nucleotides long. RefSeq lists its product as hypothetical. The annotation marks the transcript as partial. The transcript is spliced from 2 exons. Lineage: Eukaryota; Perkinsozoa; Perkinsida; Perkinsidae. Gene Ontology annotation, molecular function: glutathione gamma-glutamylcysteinyltransferase activity; metal ion binding. The record is from RefSeq and is a predicted model, not a curated record. Gene Ontology annotation, biological process: response to metal ion; detoxification of copper ion; cellular detoxification of cadmium ion.